GAAUUACUUUUAAAAAAUAUUUUUAAAGAUUUUUAAUUUAUGGGAAAGAAGGAAAAAGGAAAGCCUAAUCCAUUAGGAGAAGUAAGCAGAGAUUACACCAUCAAUCUCCAUAAAGCAGUUCAUAAAGAAACAUUUAAAAGAAAGGCACCUAGAGCAGUUAGUCACAUUAUUAGAUUUGGUAUUAAAUGAUGCACUAUUUUAGCUUAAAAAAACAUGUUAACUGAUGAUGUCAGAAUUGAUCCAUAAUUAAAUGAAGCAGUUUGGGCAAGAGGAAUUCGUAAUUUGCCUAGAAGAAUAAGAGUAAGAUUAUAAAGAAAGAAGAAGGAAGAAGAUGAUGGAAAAGGUAAGUACUAUACACUUGCUCAAUAUGUUCCAGUUGAUUCAUUUGAUAACCUUAAGACUGAAAUUACAAAAUAAUAAUGAUAUAUUAUAUG
This is a messenger RNA of Paramecium primaurelia, 434 nucleotides long. The record is from the annotation of a GenBank genome assembly. NCBI's taxonomy places the organism in Eukaryota, Ciliophora, Oligohymenophorea, Peniculida, Parameciidae.